This is a messenger RNA of Theileria orientalis strain Shintoku, 3072 nucleotides long. RefSeq lists its product as hypothetical. The coding region runs from base 1 to 3072 and encodes 1023 amino acids. NCBI's taxonomy places the organism in Eukaryota, Apicomplexa, Aconoidasida, Piroplasmida, Theileriidae. The record is from RefSeq and is a predicted model, not a curated record. The transcript has 13 exons.
AUGCUCGAAAUCCCGGAUCAGCCGACAAAUAAGUAUUUUAAGGUCCUUUAUGGCCCCUUGAACCACGCCUUUCACAUCACGCUACACAAUAAGCCUUAUAAAAACAUAGUGCUCUUCGAUGAUAACUUUCGCCAGAUCAGGAAGAUCGAUGUUAGUCAAGUUUCAUCGUUCCAAAGCAGAUGUGUACAAUCGGACUCUACGGUCAAUGUUUUAAACAGAAAACAGAGCAUAGUAACAAAGCAGCACUUGAUUGAAAUAUAUUUUGCCUCAACAAAUAAGCAUCCUCUGACGUUUACAACAGUUUCGUACGCAGAUUGCCAGCUUUUGUCAGAGGAAAUAGAGAAAGUGUUUGGGGUUCGGGUGUACAAUUACGGAACCCUGAACACAGCAUUUAAAAAUGCUCUGAGGAACGUGGGAGAGGCUGAACAGGUAACGGAGGACUAUGACCGAUUCCAGAGAAAUCUCGAUAGUUACCAGUUUCACAGGAAUGCCUACGAACUGAAGAGCCUAUACGACUUUGCGCAGCUGGAUUACAACGAACACACUGAGCCGUUGGCAGAGAUAUCAAGUAAUUUCCCGGUGGUGAUAGAGGGGAACCUGGAAGAUGGCUCCUUCGUGUCAUACAGAGAUAUAUUAACGAGGAACAACCUAAACACCUCAGUGUACAAGGUUGAAUGGUACCUCUCGAAAUCAGUGGGAAGUUCAGAAGAGUACUUUGAAACGGCCUCUGAAACCGCAGACACCUUUUACAUAUCAGAAUACAUGAUCGGGCACUUUGUAAUGGUUAAGGUGUACAGAGCGUUGAAGUUUAAUGAGAAUAGAACCUUCGUAUUCUCGACUGCUCAGAAGGGACCCAUAUAUCCCAGCAGUCUGUUGUGUCAUCAUAUUUUGAUUAACUCGACCAAGAAACCUGAUCUCCACGAAACGUUGAUUUCAACGCUGGACUUGGACGUGCUUUUCAAUGUAGUCGACAAAUCUCACAAAUUUGGAAUGUAUGAGCAGUUUAACAAUAACCAGAUCGUCAGUAACUUUGCAGAGUACCAGAAGUAUCUAGAGAACAAUGUCAAUAACAACACGGAAAAUGCCAGUGAUGAUAAUUCAGCAAACAAUAGCAAAGAAAAUGAUUCGACUAUUAAUGCUGAUGCAGAUUUAAAUGCUAGUGUUGGCUUUGAUAAUAGCGAUGAAAACAAUAAUACCAACAGCGACACCAACAACCCUAAAAAUAGUACCGACAGCUCCAAAAAUAAUGAAAAUGAAAUUGUGCAACCUCGCAAGUUCAACCAUAAUUCAAUAAAGCUAAAGGUUCCAUCCAAAAUGUAUGAUUCUGAAGAAGAUGAUGAACAAUUGGAAGAAGGAGAGGGAGAAAGGGUUGUCGGAUUAAAUAAAUUUGACGAAAAGAACGCAGAAAGCUUAAAAUUCUUGUACGGAGAGGGUUACAAGAAGGAAAAGGAAUCUAACUAUAAAGACUUGCAUGAGACGACCACAGUUUCAGAACUAUCAAGCUCAGAUAACGUAGGAUUUGACGUUGAAGAAAUAUUCAGAGAAGAGCCAAGAAGAAGAAGGUUCUCAAUAUUCAGCAUCUUUAAACCAAAAAAGAAAAACAGUCCAGCAGCUAGGCCUUUAAAUCCGAAAGAUUUUAAAGAGAACCAUAAGGCUGAAAAGAAGAUGAUGCAAGAUAAAGUAAGGCCAGGAAAGAACACGGGUAGAUUUAAAGAUAUGAAUACAAAAAGGGAGAUGAUGAACAAAAAAGAAUCAUCGAUGGCGAAUAAAAAUGUUUCGAAUAAUGCAAAAAGACCGCCUUCAGAAGAAGAAUCACAACAAGUGGCUUUAGAAGUAGUAAAGGAUAUGAUUGAAGAAUCUGAAACCAAUAAAGUAGUAAAAGAAUCAACAUAUGAAGAUGAAGAAGCAUUGAAUAUGAAUGAAGAUAAACAUAGUGAAGUAGAAGAGGAUCAUGAUGAUCACGACGAUAAUGAGAAUAUGACGGAGAAGAGUCCUAAGAAGAUGCCCAGGAAUGGAAACCAAAUGGGUAAAGGAAGUGGGAACAGCAAUCUGAAGGCUAACAUGAAAAUGAAAAACAAAAUGGUUAAAAAUACUGUGAAUGAGAGUAAAAUGGUUGAAAAGAGUCCAAAAGUUGGAAAGAGUCAAAUGAAAAAUAUGAAACCGGAAAAGGGGAAGAAAGGAAAGAGGGUAGUAUAUAAUAAGAAGUAUGAAAAGCAACUUAAACAACAAAAUGCAUCAACUAAGAAGAACCCUAAGGGAAUGAGUAAUCCAAAUACAUUAUCAGAACAUAGUGAACCUGAAAAUGACUAUACAAGUGAACAAGAAUAUGAAGAAUACAAUGAUGGUAAAAGUCGAAAUAAUGUACAAAAUAAUGUAAAUAGGAAUAACAUGACAAGUAGAUCUGAAAAGAAGAUGCCUAAGCAGAUGAAGCAGAAUAAGAAAAAAGGAUCUGGUGGACUAUUUGGAUUAUUUAAAAGGAUUGUGGAGCAGCCUAAGAAUGUAGAAGUUCAAAGUAAUCAAGACAAUGAAGUAGAUGAUGCCUUGAAACAAGCAGUCAUUAAAGAACAAAGACUUAAGAGAUUCAUGGAAACAGUAAAAUUCGUACCAGUGGAACUGAAAAUAUGUUUAAACGAACUGGUAAUAAGGUAUGGACCAUCCAGUCUAAGCUUAAAGUGGAAGGUCAUAGAAGUGGAAAAGGCGGACGAGCUGGUGUUUGAUCAGUUCCCAUCAAUGCAGAAGCAAUUGGAAAACAAACUCACACUCAUAUACAAGAGUACCAUACCAAUAAGGAUUGGAUUGAGAACGCAGUCGACCUUUCAGAGGAAUGUAUUAUACCACUCGAUACUGUUCAACAAGUACAGACCAAACUACUCUAUUGAUCGGUGUGAGCGUGAAUUGGAAAAUUGUUACUAUAAUGGAGUGAGAAUGGCGUAUACCAAGGCCUGUAGAGCAUUAUACGAGCACAAGAAAAGAAAUGAAGUAACCGACUUAAAAGAGGCAGCAGAAGCCCCCAAACAAAUGCAGUUAAACAUAUACGUAUACACUGUACAAGAACAAAUGAAAACAAACUGA